This is a messenger RNA of Moneuplotes crassus, 509 nucleotides long. The record is from the annotation of a GenBank genome assembly. NCBI's taxonomy places the organism in Eukaryota, Ciliophora, Spirotrichea, Euplotida, Euplotidae.
AAAAUGGACCCAAACGGUGACUUACAAUUUGAGAAGCUAUAUCGUUCCAAAGGUACACUAAUAAAGACAAGAAACUUGCCAUAUAACAUUAAGAAGAACAAGUUGCAAAGGUUGACCUUUAGUCCUGAGAUAAGGAAUCCGAACUCCCGUUUGUUGGAAGAGUCAAUGGGACCAAUGUCUACUAUCGACGAGGAUGGUAGUCUUAAGCCUCACAAUGUCAGUAAAUUCAUGAUUCCUCCACCUAGCCCUCUGUUCACAUUCGAUGAGGAUGACAACAAGUACAGGCUAGAGAUAAAGAAGCAGAAAGUCAAUAAGCUUGACAAGUUGAUUUCCAAACUUGAUGCCAGAGUUAAGGAGAUCGAUGACCUUCCUCCUGUGUUCUGAAGUGCAGACUUUAGACAGAGGAUUAAUAGACUUGGUAUGUAAAUGGACGUUGGUCAACUGUUUUGCUACAAAAUCCAUAAGUUGUCUCUGAUAACAACAACCAAAAUCUAAGAGGUUUAAAUAUU